Messenger RNA from Hylaeus volcanicus, 1826 nucleotides. RefSeq lists its product as uncharacterized. Lineage: Eukaryota; Metazoa; Arthropoda; Insecta; Hymenoptera; Colletidae. Gene Ontology annotation, biological process: detection of chemical stimulus involved in sensory perception of smell; sensory perception of smell. The record is from RefSeq and is a predicted model, not a curated record. The transcript has 9 exons. Gene Ontology annotation, cellular component: plasma membrane. The coding region runs from base 605 to 1582 and encodes 325 amino acids. Gene Ontology annotation, molecular function: olfactory receptor activity; odorant binding.
AAUUAUAAUAAUUUCAUCGUUAAAGAGGAUUAAAUUAUCAUUGAAGAAAUGAGAGAUUUAAGGUGUUAUUAAUGUGUUAUUAACUGUAAUUAUAGAUAUUAAUUUUUCCAGACUAUAAAUGCUUCAAUAUUAUGAAGUAUCAGACUGAACUAUGUGAAGAAUUUACAACGAAUUAAAUUUUUGUUUACUUCGUGAAUGUGACUCGUAAUAUUGUUUGAAAGGAAAUGCACUUUUUGGACUUCCAGGAGCGUCCCUAUAAUUUCAUAUUUCGAUUAUGGAAAAUAAUCCUUGAAAUGAGUAUACGAUAUACUGUUGAAUGUAUUUUUAAAUUUUAUUUUACAUAUGCAAUUUUCUUUCGUGGGACGAAGUAUAUCAAUUUGAAAACAUAUAAUCCUCCAAAUGUUACAAAAAUGAGCAUUUCUAUAUCAAGCAUCCACUGUAGUUAAACGUAAAAUAAUUCCAUUGCCACCCAGGAGACUCCGAUCUAAAUAAACCCAAGAAAAUUCGAUGCUGGUACGAAAUCUAACGCUUCUUUCAGUUGUUGGCUUUCAAGACAAAAGAGUUCUCGUUGUCUCUUCUAUUAAAAAAUCUACCGGCUAUAUUAAUGUGCGCGUGCGCCGUCGUAAAGUUUAACACGUUUUGGUAUCAUGCCAAUACAAUUAAGGAACUUAUGGAAGAAAUAAGAUACGAUUGGAGCACCAAACGCGCGGAGAUAUUCCAGAUCAUUCAGAAUCGAGCCGGAUCGGCAAAGCAUUAUGCAACGAUGUACGCGUCAUUUAUCUAUCCGUCAGCGUGUAUCGUGACUAUAUGUCACCUCGCAUCCUUCAUUCUAAACACGAAGGCAGCAGAGAACGGUACUCGAAUAAACUAUUUCCCGAUAAUGACAGAAUAUUUAAUCGACCAAGAUAAAUACCUUUACCUAAUCGUGUUGCAUCAGAAUUUAUCAUUGUUCAUAUGUGCGUCCAUAUUCGUGGCCACGGAGACGUUGUUCAUCAUGUGGAUGCAUCACGCCGCCAGCUUAUUCGAAGUCGCUAGUUACCAUAUCGAAGAAGCAGUCACCUAUGGAUCUGCUUUGCCAACCAUUUCCCAAGAUCAUACGGAUAAUACCAGUAAGAUGUGUUUGAGAGAUGCGGUACUCGCUCAUGAAAAGGCGUCAAAGUUUGUCCGUGAGAUGAACAUGAGAUUAGAUGCCUCGUAUACUUUUAUCCUUGUAUUUGGUACCAUCUCCUUAAGCGUUAAUUUCUUUCGCCUAUCCCGAGCAAUAUGCUUGACACACGAUUUAGAGGAAUUAGCUAUAUCUCUGCUGUUUUCCAUUACCGAGCUGGGUUACAUGUUCUAUUUGAACUACGUGGUACAGCUAAUGCUGGAUUACGCGAACAGACUCGUCACGGUAAUAUACAAUACGAAUUGGUACCGUACGUCAAUAUAUAUACAAAAAUUGUUACUGAUCAUCAUGAUAAAGUGCACCGAACCAGUUUCUUACCCAAUCUUUGGGUUCUAUUUUGCAUCGAUCGAAGGUUUUGCAACGCUUGUAAGGAAUACCAUGUCUUAUUUUAUGAUGAUGACGUCCAUCGAGGUUUAGCGCAAAUUUUAAGUAAGGAAGAGAGGAAAAAGUGACCAAGCUCGACCCAGGUACAAAACUCCACUUUUCUCGGAACCUUUUAUCAUCGUAUCGAAGCCUUUGACGUGGAUUUUUGUUUGGACUCUUUUCAACUAUUUAAAUCACCAUUAAUUGGUGUAAAAUUACUUCGACUGAAGAGUAAAGAUCCACGAUGGGUAAAAACGUUUAAUUUUUCAUUGUUAUGAAUAAAGUCACUGUGUCAUAA